Drosophila obscura is the source of this 3563-nucleotide messenger RNA. RefSeq names its product nardilysin. The transcript has a single exon. Lineage: Eukaryota; Metazoa; Arthropoda; Insecta; Diptera; Drosophilidae. Bases 58 to 3309 code for a protein of 1083 amino acids. Gene Ontology annotation, biological process: proteolysis. Gene Ontology annotation, molecular function: metalloendopeptidase activity; metal ion binding. The record is from RefSeq and is a predicted model, not a curated record.
ACCGAAUUUACUUACAUUUUAUAAAUAAUAAGAACACAAUAUACAGUUACCUACUACAUGACAUUGAAGAUGUGCCUAGAGCCGCGCAUCGGCCUCAGAAGAAUCAGAAAAAAAAUGUACAAGUGGCUAUAUCGAACAUUUCAAACCUCUGUCCAGUAUCAUGAGCCACCGGAUAAAUCUGAUGGCGACAGAAAACUCUACCGAGCUCUAAGUCUAUCGAAUGGAUUACGUGCCAUGCUGAUAUCAGAUCCUACAUAUAAUAUAGAACACACCUCAGAUGUGCGCCACCAUCCACCUACAGAUGGGGCCAGGAGUAGUGAGAGCUCCAAUCCAUCCAUAGAGAAUUUUCAUGGAAAAUUAGCUGCCUGCGCGGUACUUGUGAACGUCGGCUCCUUUAGUGAACCGCGGCAAUAUCAGGGAAUGGCACAUUUUCUGGAGCAUAUGAUAUUUAUGGGUUCCGAGAAGUAUCCCAUUGAAAACGAAUUUGAUGCAUUUAUAACGAAAAACGGGGGUUUCAGUAACGCUCAUACAGAAAACGAAGAAACGUGUUUUUACUUUGAGGUAGAAGAUACCCAUUUAGAUAGAGGUAUGGAUAUAUUCAUGAACCUAAUAAGAGCACCGCUUUUUCUUCCCGAUGCCAUGGCUCGAGAACGUUCUGCAGUUCAAUCAGAGUUCGAACAGACAUACAUGCGGGAUGAAGUACGACGUGAUCAGAUAUUGGCGAGCUUGGCUAGUGAAAAUUAUCCCCAUGGCACUUUCAGUUGGGGGAAUCGGAAAUCUCUUGAAGAUCAUGUAGAUGACAAACUGCUGCACGAUGCGCUUCAUGAUUUUCGACGAAAACAUUAUGGAUCAAAUCGUAUGAUUGUCUGCAUUCAGUCGCAGCAAUCGUUGGAUGAAUUGGAAGACCUACUAGUUCGUCAUUGUGCAGAUAUACCCAAAAGCCAGGAGAAUGCAAAAGAUAUGGAUAGUUUGUGUUAUCAUAAAGCCUUUAAUGAAAAGUUAUUUCACGAAGUCUUUCUUGUGCAGCCUGUGGAAGACGUGUGCAAAUUGGAGUUGACCUGGGUUCUUCCACCAAUGAGGCAUUAUUAUAGAUGUAAGCCAGAGGCUUUUCUAUCGCAACUGAUCGGAUAUGAGGGUGUGGGAAGCCUAUGCUCUUAUUUACGUCGCCGUCUAUGGUGCAUGAGCAUUAUGGCGGGCAUUGGGGGUAGUAGUUUCGAAUCAAACUCCAUCUACUCUCUGUUCAAUAUGUGCAUAUACCUUACAGACGAUGGGUUCGAGCAUAUAGAUGCGGUAUUGGAAGCUACAUUUGCAUGGAUUAAAUUGCUAAAUGAGAGCGCUGAGCAUCGAGAAGAUAUGUAUAAGGAGUUUCAACAGAUUGCAGAAAAUAAUUUUCGAUUUCAAAUCGAACUACCUUCGAUGGACAAUGUACAGAAUGUGGUGGAGAGCAUUGGGUAUCUUCCACCAAAAGAUGUCCUUACAGGAUCACAGCUGUAUUUUGAAUUUGAUAAAGCUGCUUUACUGCUACUGAAAGAACACCUGAGUGCAUUUAAUUUUAAUAUAAUGAUCUCUUCGCACAUACCAUAUUUAGAUCAUGAAUACGAUCAGAGGGAAAAAUGGUUUGGUACGCAGUACACGACGAUUCCUAUGCCCUCAAAAUGGAUAGCCAUGUGGCAUGAUCCGCCAUUAUUGAAAGAAUUGAGCUUUCCACAAUCGAAUCCCUUCAUAACCACGGACUUCACGUUGCACUGGCAAGAAGCUGGUAGGCUACAUAUACCACGUCGUCCAAAAAUCCUCAAAAGGGAUGAUCUUUGUGAGUUGUGGUUUCGGCAAGAUGAUAUUUUCCAACUACCUGAUGGCUACAUAAAUUUAUACUUUAUUACUCCUUUGGUUCGUGAAAGUGCACGGAAUUAUAUGCUUGGCGUGCUCUUUACCUACUUGGUGGAAUUUAGCAUCGCCGAGCAAUUAUAUCCAGCUUUAGAAGCUGGUUUAACUUAUGGCCUAUAUAUAGGUGACAAGGGAUUGGUUCUACGUGUUAGUGGUUACAACCAAAAACUACCUCUUUUGGUAGAAAUUAUCAUGAAGGUGAUGUGCACUCUAGAGCUGGAUCCAGCUCAAGUGAUUUCUUUUAAAGAUCUCAAAAAGCGUCAAAUUUUCAAUGCUCUUAUUAGUGGAAAGAUUUUAAAUCUUGAUUUACGAUUAAUGGUUUUGGAGAAUAAACGAUUUAGUAUGCUACAGAAAUAUGAAUCAAUCGAUAAAAUAAAUGUGGAUGACAUCAAGCACUUUAAGGAUAAUUUUCACAAGAAAAUGUACAUCCAGGCACUCAUACAGGGAAAUUUUACCCAAGAAGAGGCACGUGAGGUAAUGCAAAAAGUAAUUUCCACGUUUAGUAGCCAAAAAUUAGAUAAUCCAUCCUCAUUGGACAAUAGCUUAGUGCAGCUUCCACUUGGAUCGUAUUAUUUGCGUGCGAAAACUUUAAAUCAGGAAGAUACAAAUACAAUUGUAACAAACUACUAUCAAAUUGGGCCAAGUGAUCUAAAAUUGGAGUGCCUGAUGGAUCUGGUAGAAUUAAUUGUGGAAGAACCUUUCUUUAAUCAGCUGCGUACUCAAGAACAGUUGGGAUACAGUCUGGGCAUACAUCAACGCAUUGGCUACGGCGUGCUGGCCUAUGUAAUUACAAUAAAUACUCAGGAGACUAAGCAUUCGGCUGACUAUGUUGAACGACGUAUGGAGGCAUUUAGGUCUUGCAUACCAGACCUUGUGUCACAGCUCACUGAAAUAGAGUUCAAUGAUGUGCGCGAAACGCUCAUCAGUAGCAAGAGGCUGGGUGACACUAGCCUAGAUGAAGAAGUUAUGCGGAAUUGGAGUGAAAUCGUAACCACUGAGUACUUCUUUAAUCGCAAGGAAAUGGAAAUACAAACGCUAAAUGGUAUCUCAAAGCAGCACGUUUUGGAUUUCUUAUUAGACUAUGAAAACAAGAACUUUCGAAAGCUUUCAGUCCAAGUGGUUGGUCAAAAUAAGCUACCAUCUCGGUCUCCAACACUGUCUAUUUCGGAUGCUAUGGCUCUUAGGCAGAGCUCAGGAACAGGAUUCGGUAGACGACCUGGUUCUUUGGCCGACCUAUUGGAUGAAGUGCAGCGUAACAUUUCCGAUGAACAACUCUUGUUUGAACAGAUGGGCAGUAAGAUCAAAAUAGAGCUUAUGGGACAUGGCGAUGAUCCAACAAACAUAGUGGAUAUUUCGGCUUUUAAAAACACGCUAUAUGUUUAUCCUUUAUUUAUCACAAAUCCAAAGUCCGCUAAAAAGUCGUAAUACACACAGAAUACUUUUAUGAUUUGUUAAAAGAAAUCAAAAAGUGUACAGCUAUCUAGUGAUCGGCCUCGCAUAUCAUUCCUUUCCUCAUUAGUGCCACCAAGGCUUUGAGGAUUUUGUUUACGUUAUUCCCUUCCGUCACUGCAGGGUUCAGCAUAUCAGCAUUCCAUAUGGUUGAAUGCGUUGAGAUCCUUUCAAUUCAGCAUAUUUCAGUAAAGCGAGUGUAGAGAAUGAACACAUAUAAUAAAAUUAAA